This is a messenger RNA of Suillus subalutaceus, 404 nucleotides long. RefSeq lists its product as uncharacterized. Lineage: Eukaryota; Fungi; Basidiomycota; Agaricomycetes; Boletales; Suillaceae. The record is from RefSeq and is a predicted model, not a curated record. Gene Ontology annotation, molecular function: DNA binding. Gene Ontology annotation, biological process: DNA recombination; DNA integration. The transcript has a single exon. The annotation marks the transcript as partial.
UCCUCUGAGCAGUUCCUGGAGCUUUUUUGGAACAACCUCCUCGAUGUUGACAUCGACCCUACUCCAUAUGGCACACAUUCGUUCCGGAGGGGGGGGUGCCAGUUCCUGCAUGUCGAGAAGCAUUGGUCACUGCGGAGAAUCUGCGAGUGGGGAGGGUGGAGUGUGGAAUUUACGAACAUGACAAUCGUGAAGUAUCUCAUUUCUUCGAAUGAUGAUCCCACUGAGCCAAGGGAGCAAUUCCUGAACCCUAACAGACGGCCGAUGGUGAAGUGCUCUCAGUGCGGGAGAUGCUGUUCCUGUGGCUAAACUCUGCUCGCCGUCCGUACUACAUUACAUUAUUUUCCCUUUCUUUGCCUUGCAUUUUACCAGUCACUGUUUGUAUAGCGCAUUUUCUUAGCAACAAG